AUGCAAGAGCAAAACACACAAGCACCAAAUUUUAAUGUACAAAGAAAAAACACAGAAGAACAGAAUGUGCAAGAACAGAUCACAACAGAACAGAAUACGCAAACACUGAAUGCACAAGGACAGGACAAAAAAAUAAUCGAUCACCCAACUGGACAAGGAAACAAUGAGCAAUCUUUCUCAACAGUAUAUGCUACACCACAUAAAUCUGUUAUAACGAAUUCACCAGUGUCGUAUCAUUCAACCUCUACAACAUUACCAAAAGACUGGGUAAUACCGUCACCUUUAAAAGGUGUCUUAUUUUGGCCCAAACCUGGAACUAAGAAGCGACGUAUCAAGGAACUUGUACCGUCAGCUAUAACUAGUGAAACUUAA
Molecule: messenger RNA, 372 nt
Organism: Parnassius apollo (apollo)
Lineage: Eukaryota; Metazoa; Arthropoda; Insecta; Lepidoptera; Papilionidae
Source: the annotation of a GenBank genome assembly